This is a messenger RNA of Anopheles bellator, 3610 nucleotides long. RefSeq names its product protein HID1. The transcript is spliced from 4 exons. The record is from RefSeq and is a predicted model, not a curated record. NCBI's taxonomy places the organism in Eukaryota, Metazoa, Arthropoda, Insecta, Diptera, Culicidae. The coding region runs from base 64 to 2799 and encodes 911 amino acids. Gene Ontology annotation, cellular component: membrane; Golgi trans cisterna; Golgi medial cisterna.
GGAAAAGCGAAAUCCAGCCGUCGACGGUUCGCCACUCGCGACUGAUCGAUCGAUAAAUAGGCCAUGGGAAACACGGACACGAAGCUAAACUUUCGCAAAGCCAUCGUCCAGCUGACCAGCAAAAGUCAGCCGAUCGAUGCGAGCGAUGACGCAUUCUGGGAACAGUUUUGGUGCGAGCACAACACCCCGGUGCAGGACGUGUUCGCGCUGGUGCCGGCCAACGAGAUACGCAAAGUGCGCGAUGUGAUGCCCUCGAACUUGGCCACGCUCUGCUACAAGGCGACCGAGCGGAUGGUGCGGGCGGUGGACAACAGCUGCCGGACGCAGGCAGAACAGCAAACCGUGCUGAACUGUGUCCGGCUGUUGACCCGCAUCCUGCCGUACAUCUUCGAGGACGCCCAGUGGAAAGACUUUUUCUGGUCAUCGUUACCUUCGUCAUCGUCGGCGGGGGGCGAGAAAGAGGACCCGGCGAGCUCUCCGUCGAUACCGCUCGCCCAAAGCCUCCUGAACGCGAUCUGCGAUCUACUGUUCUGUCCCGACUUCAGCGUCGUGGGCUAUCGGAAGUCGGGUCCCGAGAAGGCCGAGGAGCUGAACUCCAUCGACAGCUGCGAGUACAUCUGGGAGGCUGGCGUGGGCUUUGCGCAAUCGCCACCGCGCAACGGGAACCUCGAUUCGCGGCGCACCGAGUUGCUGAAGCUGCUGCUGACGUGUUUCAGCGAAACGAUGUACCGUCCACCGACGGCCAGCGAAGAGCCCAACCGCUGGAUCGUGCACUUUACCAGCGCGGACAAUCGGCAUGCGUUGCCCCUGUUCACCUCGCUGCUGAACACGGUCUGCGCCUACGACCCCGUCGGUAUGGGCGUCCCGUACAACCAUCUGCUGUUCACGGACACACUCGAACCGCUGGUCGAAGUUUGUCUGCAAAUUCUGAUCGUUACGCUUGAUCACGAUAUCACGGGAAACGGCCCUGCGACCGGAAGUCAAUCUUCUGCAUACACGCACGACGAUAGCACGAUCGCGGACAAUCUUUUCAUCAACUAUCUGUCACGGAUCCACCGGGACGACGACUUUCAGUUCAUCCUGAAGGGCGUAACGCGACUGCUGAACAAUCCACUCGUGCAGAGCUAUCUACCAAACUCCACCAAACGGCUCCACUGCCACCAGGAGCUGCUCGUAUUCUUCUGGAAGAUCUGCGAUUACAACAAGAAAUUCCUCUACUUUGUGCUGAAGAGCAGCGAUGUGUUGGACAUCCUUGUGCCGAUACUAUAUCAUCUGAACGAUUCCCGGGCCGAUCAGUCUCGCGUCGGGCUGAUGCACAUCGGCGUGUUCAUUCUGUUGCUUCUCUCGGGUGAGCGUAACUUUGGCGUUCGGCUGAACAAACCCUACACGGCUACCGUACCAAUGGACAUCCCGGUCUUCACCGGGACCCACGCCGAUCUGCUGAUAACGGUUUUCCACAAAAUCAUCGCCACCGGACACCAGCGGCUGCAACCGUUGUUCGACUGCCUGCUGACGAUUCUGGUGAACGUUUCGCCGUAUCUGAAAACCCUCUCGAUGGUGGCCAGCAUCAAGUUGCUUCACCUACUGGAAGCGUUCAGCACACCGUGGUUCCUCUACUCGGCCCCCUCCAACCACCAUCUGGUGUUUUUCCUGCUCGAAAUUUUUAACAACAUCAUCCAGUACCAGUUCGACGGGAACUCGAACCUCGUCUACACGAUCAUCCGGAAGCGGCAAGUCUUUCACGCGCUUGCCAACCUACCGACCGAUGCGGCCGGAAUUGCGCGCUGUCUGAGCAACCGCAAGGGUGGUGGAGCGCACGGCGGCCGAGUGAGUGGCUCUAGUCAUGGGGCGGCGGCAGGAGCGCGUGGUGGUCUGGUCGGCAGUGACGAUGCUGCUACCGAUUACCAGCAGCGCAAGGCAGCACUAACCGGGCCCGGGACUGAAUCACGCCAAUCGGUGGCUAGCACCGGCGGCACCGGCGAUGACAGUGAAGUGGAGGACAUUAACGAUCGGGCAGGACGGAUGGCGCUGCGUGCUGAGGGCGGAUCCUCAUCCGGCGCCCCAGGGGCCGAUGAUGAUGCCCGCAGUGACAUCGUAGAGGAAUCGAUGGAAGGUUCACAUCCGGCCCAGGAAGCGGAACCGGGAACGCUGCAGGCGACACUACUCGAUACGCCCGACUUGGCCCACAUUACGGAGCGUGAAUCGGCCCAUCCCACUUCGCCCGAUUCGCUCGCUGCCAGUCCGUCGCCGGUUAGUGCCAACGGUAAGCUCAUUACUUCCGGUGACGCUGACGAUGAUGAGGACUGUGGCACACCGACCCCGGUGCCGACAUCAGGACCGGAGGGUGGCUCACCGAAGAGUGGUGGUUCUCCGGCCAAGACGCCAUCGCCACUGAAGCGAUCGGUUGCCCAGCGGGGCAGCAUCCGCGUGACGCCUGCGCCACACGGUCCGCAGCCCAAACUGUGGCAACCGAGCCCGGAGUGGGUGCAAUCGUGGCGUUCCAAACUUCCGCUGCAGACCAUCAUGCGGCUGCUACAGGUGCUGGUGCCGCAGGUGGAGAAGAUUUGCAUCGACAAGGGCCUGACGGAUGAGUCGGAGAUACUGAAGUUUCUGCAGCACGGUACGCUGGUCGGCCUGCUACCAGUACCGCACCCGAUACUGAUCCGCAAAUACCAGGCGAACGGAGGCACGACCGCCUGGUUCCGGACGUACAUGUGGGGCGUGAUCUAUCUGCGCAACGUCGAUCCGGCCGUCUGGUACGACACGGAGGUAAAACUAUUCGAGAUACAGCGCGUCUGAGGUGGGUGCGGGCGGAGAACAAACUUCCUCCCCACUGCUCCGGAUUCCGAAGGUAACGUAACGCAAACAUUCGAACAAACUACUUACACGCCGUGUGAUCAUUCCCGUUGGAAGAAAGAGAGAGAGAGAGAGAGAAAUAAGGUGAAGUUUAACCCAGCCCCACGGCAGGGGACGCUAAAUUAAAUGACAUCCUUAUCCGAAAACCGACUCCCUUAAAAGCCCAAACUAUAAUUCCAGUACAUUCUUCGUCUAUUUCGCGACAUUUUUAUGUGCCCGCGUAUCGCUGCCGCCAAGGAACGCGUUAGAUAUUUAAGCUUAACAACUAAUACAGAAGAAUACAGAAGCUUUAACACACGAAGAGAGCAUGACCCUACCAGCACAGCACCCCUACUGUGGCCCUCUAAGCGACAGAUAUCCUUAUAUUCUCGUGUACGUGUGUUUCCCGAGUUCUGGCAGCAGAGCAGGCAGCAGGCAUCAAAUGACGCAGCUUAUCACUAGUCUACUUGCUUCUAACCGAUCCUGCCUCACGUAAUGUGCAUUUUGAAUAAUACAUUCGUCCUUAUAACACUUUAAUUCCUCCCGCCCUGUACCAUAGGGGUGUAACGUAAUUUAUACGCAAGUGCGCAACGGAUUCACCGGAGUCGGCCGACUGGUGGCGAAAAGUCUGAGCAAAAGUGUCUACAAAGGUAUCUUUAGAAGAUAGCAAGGGGCGGAGAAGAAUCGCCGAGUAUGUGUGGGCUGACGUAAUUUAAAUCAAAUCGAUCAUAACCAGCAAGAACUAGGUAUCCGACCUAUGAUAUAAAUGCAUAUU